GGAAGAGUAACAACAAAAAGAAGAACGCCCCAAUAACGUUAAAUCUACAUCUGGAAUGCAAGCUGUUGGCGACAAAGUCCUGCCAGAAGAAUUGGGAAAGCAGAGGCGCAGUUUGUGAGGACACGCAGAGUGUAAUCCACAGAGGGGAACCCCGCACACAUUUCUACGGGUCCGUGCGAGACAACAAGAUGAGUGGAGCCGACGUGGACGCGAACACGAUCUGCCUCUUUGACGUCGACGGGACGCUCACUGCUGCAAGACAGUGUGUAACUCCAAACAUGGCAGAGUUCCUCGAGGAACUCAGGACUCGAGUUCGAGUCGGAGUUGUAGGAGGGUCGGACCUUUCUAAGAUCAAAGAGCAGUUGGGAAAUGACGUGAUCCAGAAAAUGGACUACGUGUUUGCUGAGAACGGUCUAGUGGCAUUUAAGAAUGGACAGUUACUUUCUGUCCAGUCCAUCCAGGCCCAUAUGGGAGAAGAGCUUCUCCAAGAUUUCAUUAACUUCUGUCUCAACUAUAUGGCCAAGAUCAAACUGCCUAAGAAGAGGGGUACAUUCAUUGAAUUCCGUAACGGCAUGUUAAACAUCUCCCCUAUUGGACGCAGCUGCACCAAGGAAGAGAGGAACGAGUUCUACGAGCUAGAUCAGAAAGAGAAAAUCAGAGACAAAUUUGUGUCCGUAUUAAAGGAAGAGUUCAAAGGCAAAGGAUUGUCAUUUUCAGUCGGAGGGCAGAUCAGCUUUGAUGUGUUUCCUGAUGGUUGGGAUAAAAGAUUCUGCCUGAGGUUUGUUGAGAAGGACAACUACUCCACCAUUCACUUCUUCGGAGACAAGACCAAACCUGGAGGAAACGAUUAUGAGAUCUACAGUGACCCUCGGACCAUCGGCCAUGAAGUCUCCUGUCCAGAGGAAACGCAACAACUUUGCCAGCAGCUGUUCUUUUCAUAAGAAAGAAGCAGAAACUGUGCCUUUCUGCCAAACAGCUUCUGUUAAGAGUCCUUAUUCAUCUGUCAAGAAGGCUUGCCCAUAAAAAGGACUGGUUGAAGGCAGAAAGAAACUGGUGUUUGGGGUCUUUGGUAGCGUCAGGAUGGGUUUUGGGGUCAUUGGUAAUGUCAGGAUGGAGUUGGAAGACUUUUGUGGGGAUUUCUGGUUAUUAUAUGAGCACUUUCAAAAUGUUAAAUGUAAUGUAUUCAUCUAUUGGUUUUGCUGUGCACCUCAUGGUAAUCUUUGAGGCAAAACAAUUACAAACCACCUCUUUCAAUUUACAGAGACAACUUUGCCAUAUUUAAGAAAAGAUUUUGAAAUAUGUUUGUGGUCUGAUUGGUUGGAUUUGUCUUUAGUGCAUUUCAUGUGAACAUUAGCUGAUUGAAAUCUGCUUUCAAUCAAAAUCCCUUAAUCCCACUGUGCAACAGGUUGUCUGCCUAGCUGCAUCAGUGACACAAACACAGAAGACCCUUUGGGUUUAAAAUCCAUUGGGUCUGCAGUGUCAGGUUUGCAGAAAGCUCAGCUGGUCACCUGUCACUAUAACCUUGUCAAUCCGACCUGAAUGCUGCCUUUCACUUCCCAGAGCAGUCAAAUAUAAAGUCCUCCUCCUGUAUUUUAUGUCAAGCCAUUUUUUGUAACGCUGCAAUUCACCCAACUAUGGAAUGCCGUUUUAUUCACAAUUAAAUGAAUAAAUACAUACAUAAAUAACUGAAUAAAUACAUGAACUAGAAAAUGCAUUUCCUGCUGAAAAUGCGUUGGAAUGCAAAAAGCUGAAAUUAAUUUCAAAAAGUUGCUUAAAGUACAGAAAUGAAACAAGCUGAAAUUAUUCUAAACAUUGCUGAAAGAAUAGAAAAAGCUGAAAUACAUUUAAAAAUGGCUGAAAAUACAGAAAUGAGAAAAGCUGAAAUGAACUUGAAACAAUUGCAAAAAAACUGAAAUGGGAGAAGCUUCUAUGAAUUUGAAAUCACAGAAAUAAUAAAAGCUGAAAUUAAUCUCAAAAAGUUGCUUAAAAUGCAACACGCUGAAAUUAUUCUAAACAUUGCUAAAAGAAUAGAAAAAGCUGAAAUACAUAAUUGAGAAAAGCUGAAAUGAACUUUAAAGAAUAUAAAAAAAAACAGAAAUGGGAGAAGCUUCUAUGAAUUUGAAAUCACAGAAAUAAUAAAAGCUGAAAUUAAUUUCAAAAAGUUGCUUAAAAUGCAACAAGCUGAAAUUAUUCUAAACAUUGCUGAAAUAGAAAAGGCUGAAAUACAUUUAAAAAUUGCUGAAAAUACAGAAAUGAGAAAAGCUGAAAUGAACUUGAAAGAAUUGGAAAAAACAAAUGGGGGAAGCUUCUAUGAAUUUGACAAAAUACAGAACUAAUAAAUGCUUAAAUUACUUCUAAACAUUGCUGAAUCUUUUUCAUUCAAACUAAAUGAACUUG
Molecule: messenger RNA, 2397 nt
Organism: Pungitius pungitius (ninespine stickleback)
Lineage: Eukaryota; Metazoa; Chordata; Actinopteri; Perciformes; Gasterosteidae
Gene: pmm2
Product: phosphomannomutase 2
Exons: 8
Coding region: 189-941 (250 amino acids)
Biological process (GO): mannose metabolic process; protein N-linked glycosylation; GDP-mannose biosynthetic process
Cellular component (GO): cytosol
Molecular function (GO): phosphomannomutase activity
Source: RefSeq, a predicted model, not a curated record